Messenger RNA from Fundulus heteroclitus (mummichog), 1746 nucleotides. RefSeq names its product mono-ADP ribosylhydrolase 2. The transcript is spliced from 10 exons. Lineage: Eukaryota; Metazoa; Chordata; Actinopteri; Cyprinodontiformes; Fundulidae. Bases 66 to 605 code for a protein of 179 amino acids. The record is from RefSeq and is a predicted model, not a curated record.
UGCAGAUCACACGGGUCAUUUUUUGUGUCUUCCUUGAGAACGAUUUUGCCAUUUACAAGAAGAAAAUGGCCAUCUUUCAAGACAAUGACAUCGAGGUUACGGAGGAGCAGCUGAAGGGAGACAGCACACCUCCGUCAACAAAAUCCACAACCAAGGAUGAGACCAAGGACGGUGAAAAGGGUAAAGAGGAAGCCGUUGACGAAGAGGAGAAUGACGAUGGAGCGGGACCAGACGAGGGAGAUGUAGAGAUGGCGAGUCAAACCCCAGAUGAAAAUCUAACUAAUAUGGAGUCAGAGCAACAGCAGAAUGAUGAUGAGCACGAAAAGCACGAGGAAGACAAGGAAAUGGCCAUCGACGAGAAGGAAGAGGACGAUAAAGGAAAGGAAACCAGCAAAGAUAAGGAGGAUGACAAAGAGCAAGAGCAACCUGUCGCAGAGAAAGAUAACGACCCCCAAAACGCUAGCAUGGAGGUGGGAGAUACAGCUGAACCCAUGGCUGGCACCAGCAACGGAGAGGAAAUAAAACCUGCUAAGAUCUCAGAAGAACCUUCUUUGAACAUACCUGAAGACCCAAAGCCCAAAGACUCUGCUGAGAACAAAGAAUGACCUGCUGAGAGGAGAACAAUCAACCUCAUCUGACAGCCAGAAAACUGUGCAAAGGCCAACCCCUCUGGUGUCAGACUGGCCCAUGUCAGAAUGGGCUCUGACGCUGGCCCAGGACAACCAGUUUCUCCACACGACGCUCACAUUCCCAACUUUAAUUAGCUUCCCACCUCUCCAUUCCUCCCUGAAGUAUGUAUGUACUGUAUGUAAAUGUAUGUAUGUACAAAACCUUGCUAUAGGACUUGAACAUAUCAACCAGAAAAGAUGAGCCAUACCUCACUGUGUGUUAGCCAUCCAUCAUUUUGCCAGCAGGGUGCAAAAAGAUGAAGCGGGUUCAAAUCUCCAUUUGCUAAAAGCCACUGUGAGAGCUCGGCCAAGCUGCCAGUGGACAGCCGCCGCAGCCCCUCCAUGUUAAAACCCCCGACUGGAUGAGGCUUAACAUCAACCUUGAUCCUGCACAUCCAACACGGCAGUACACAGGUUAAUAUUCUGCAUUUAUGGGGCUUUUAGAGUGCACCGCACUAACACCGGCUUUGUUUCGUCACCUGCUGGUGCAGCACCAAGUCAAUGUGCCAUUUCCCCAUCAUCUGUUAACAUCCCAGAUCACGCACACAAACCAGGAUGUGAGUGUCUCUUAACAAAUUGAUUAGUUCUUUUUCUCCCCCCGUUUUCUUCGCCUUUUUCAGUGCAUGCCAGAAGAUUGCUUUGAAUUUCACUGACAUAAACUACAACUAGUCCUCUUCGCUUUUGCUCGUCUUCUUUCCAGAUUGUUUAAUUGUAUGGAAGGAAUCUGCCUUAUUUCAUAUCAGACAAAAAAAAAAAUGGUGUCAGACUUUUGGAGGUGGGCCAAGUAUGAUUUAUGUUUUCUUGUGUUUUGCUUGCAGAUGAUUUGUACUUUAAUUACAUCACAUACAUAAUGACUAUUACCUGUUGUUAAUCAUUUUUAGUUUUGUUUUCUUGGGUUCAACUUAAAAUGGUUUUGCUUUCUUUUCAUAGUUGGAUAAUGAUUCAUUAAUUAUUUUUGGUGGUGCCAUACUAAAGAGCAAAUGAAUUACACUUCAAUGAAAUGAUGAUGCCUUCAUACUUUGAUGUUUGCUUUGCUAAACUAUAACAGAAACGACUAAUAAAGUUUAAAUUCAAAGCC